Molecule: messenger RNA, 615 nt
Organism: Spirodela intermedia
Lineage: Eukaryota; Viridiplantae; Streptophyta; Magnoliopsida; Alismatales; Araceae
Source: the annotation of a GenBank genome assembly
AUGGGUACCAAGGUGAUUCGAGCCCAGGACCGCCCCAGGAGUCGUCCUCCGGUGGAUUCCCUUCGGUCGCCUCCAUCGGGGAAAACCGGCAGGAACGACAAUUCAACGCUCCAUCGCCGGAGUUCUCCCCGCUCGAACAAGCUCCCCUGCCCGUCUCCUCCUCCCCCGACGAAACACUUCCGCAACAGCGACAAGAAUAACCGGAGGGAUCAUGUCGCACUGGCUCGAUUGGAGCGUCAGACGGUGGAGAAGUCGACUGUCAAGAAGAUCGUCAUGGAGAACGUGGUCAUAUUGAAGCGCGGGACCGUGUUGAAGAAUCCGCCGUCGGUAGAGGACUGUAAGCCGUCCUCUCCGGCAGAGAAGACGCCGCCGAUCGGUGGUCGUGCGCCGGGUCGCUCCACGGAUCGGCAAGGUUCGGGGUCUGAGAUUCCGCAAAAGCAUGCCCCCGUCGUCAAUCGGAAGCCCCCUCUCUACGCGGGUUCCGGUUUCGUCACAUCUCCGGCCCCGAGUUCUCUCCCUCUUCCGACGUCUUUCUUUGUGGAGAAGGAAGUUGCCAGCAGUGUAGAUCUGGCCACAAAAAGUAUCCGGUUUCUGCUCCGCCUCGAUCUGGCUUGA